GGUGCCGGACUGGUGCCGAACAACCGGACGCGGCUGGGUCAGAGGAUGUUGCGCAUCAUCAACGUGUCGUACGAGGACUCGGGCGUCUACUCGUGUCGGCUCGCUCACAGCAACACACUUCUCAGCAACUACACCAUCCGGGUGACAGACUCUCUGUCAUCUGGUGAUGAUGAAGAUUAUGAUGAAGAUCCAGAAGAUGCAGGUAAUGGAAAUGAAGCGCCGUAUUGGACGAGGCCCGACCGGAUGGAUAAGAAGCUUCUGGCCGUUCCUGCCGCCAACACCGUCAAGUUCCGCUGCGCCGCGGCCGGAAACCCGACGCCGAGCAUCCACUGGCUGAAGAACGGCAAAGAGUUCAAGGGAGAGCAGAGGAUGGGAGGCAUCAAGCUGAGACACCAGCAGUGGAGUCUGGUGAUGGAGAGCGCCGUGCCGUCAGACCGGGGAAACUACACCUGCGUGGUGCAUAACAAAUACGGCACCAUCACCCAUACCUACCAGCUGGAUGUGCUAGAGCGCUCCCCUCACAGGCCCAUCCUCCAGGCGGGGCUGCCGGCCAAUCAGACGGUGGUGGUGGGCAGCAACGUGGAGUUCCACUGCAAGGUUUACAGCGAUGCUCAGCCGCACAUCCAGUGGCUGAAACACAUCGAGGUCAACGGCAGCCGCUACGGCCCCGACGGCGUGCCCUACGUUAACGUCCUGAAGACGGCCGGUAUUAACACUACAGAUAAGGAGCUAGAGGUUCUCUUUUUGACCAAUGUGUCUUUUGAGGAUGCGGGCGAGUACACUUGUCUGGCAGGGAACUCUAUCGGCUAUGCUUACCACUCUGCUUGGCUGACGGUGCUUCCAGCAGUGAGCCCGGAAAAGGAAGACUACUACGCCGACAUCCUCAUCUACGUGACUGGCUGCGUGCUCUUCAUACUCGCCGUGGUCAUCGUCGUCCUCUGCCGCAUGAGGAUGACCACGCAGAAGACGCUGCCGACCCCGCCCGUGCAAAAACUCUCCAAGUUCCCCCUCAAGAGACAGCAGGUGUCCUUGGAUUCUAACUCCUCCAUGAACUCCAACACACCAUUGGUGAGGAUCGCCCGCCUGUCGUCCAGCGAUGGACCGAUGCUGGCCAACGUCUCGGAGCUGGAGCUGCCGUCAGACCCCAAAUGGGAGUUUCCUCGAACAAGGUUGACUUUGGGUAAACCUCUGGGCGAAGGCUGCUUCGGUCAGGUGGUGAUGGCCGAGGCUAUCGGCAUCGACAAGGAGAAGCCCAACAAGCCGCUCACUGUUGCUGUGAAAAUGUUGAAAGAUGACGCCACAGAUAAAGAUUUGUCAGACCUGGUGUCGGAGAUGGAGAUGAUGAAAAUGAUCGGAAAACACAAAAACAUUAUCAACCUGCUGGGAGCGUGCACGCAGGACGGUCCGUUAUACGUCCUGGUGGAAUACGCCUCCAAAGGCAACCUGAGGGAGUACCUGAGGGCGCGGCGGCCCCCGGGCAUGGACUACUCCUUUGACACCUGUAAAAUCCCAGACGAGCAGCUCACCUUCAAAGACCUGGUGUCCUGCGCCUACCAGGUCGCCCGAGGCAUGGAGUACCUCGCCUCGCAGAAGUGUAUCCACAGAGACCUGGCAGCCAGAAACGUCCUCGUGACGGAGGACAACGUUAUGAAGAUCGCCGACUUCGGUCUAGCCAGAGACGUGCACAAUAUAGACUACUACAAAAAGACCACAAACGGUCGGCUGCCCGUGAAAUGGAUGGCUCCAGAGGCUCUGUUCGACCGGGUCUACACGCACCAGAGCGAUGUGUGGUCCUAUGGUGUGUUACUGUGGGAGAUCUUCACCCUGGGAGGCUCGCCGUACCCAGGAAUCCCAGUAGAAGAACUCUUUAAGCUGCUGAAGGAGGGACACCGAAUGGACAAACCCGCCAACUGCACCCAUGAACUGUACAUGAUCAUGAGGGAGUGCUGGCAUGCUGUUCCCUCUCAGAGGCCGACCUUCAGACAGCUCGUAGAGGAUCACGACCGGGUUUUAUCAAUGACCUCCACUGACGAGUACCUGGACCUGUCGGUUCCCUUCGAGCAGUACUCGCCCACCUGUCAGGACUCCAACAGCACCUGCUCCUCAGGAGACGACUCGGUGUUCGCCCAUGACCCGCUGCCUGACGAGCCCUGUCUUCCCAAACAGCUUCCCAGUAACGGGGUGAUUAGGACAUAA
Messenger RNA from Scomber scombrus (Atlantic mackerel), 2196 nucleotides. It is a transcript of the gene fgfr3, whose product is annotated as fibroblast growth factor receptor 3. Gene Ontology annotation, cellular component: membrane; signaling receptor complex. Gene Ontology annotation, biological process: fibroblast growth factor receptor signaling pathway; multicellular organism development; positive regulation of kinase activity. Lineage: Eukaryota; Metazoa; Chordata; Actinopteri; Scombriformes; Scombridae. The record is from RefSeq and is a predicted model, not a curated record. Bases 46 to 2196 code for a protein of 716 amino acids. The transcript has 16 exons. Gene Ontology annotation, molecular function: fibroblast growth factor receptor activity; fibroblast growth factor binding; ATP binding.